AUGCGGCUGCCACUGACAGUCCACCACCGAGAGACAGUGCCAGGCAGGCGCAGGCACAGAACAGGUCAAGCAAGCCAUGCCAUGUGUCGUGCUUUCCCGGGACCGGGGGUCUUUUAACGAUCAGGGUGCUCUUUCCCCGACAUCUACUAGGUUCAGUUACCUUACCUACCUACAGUACAAUCUCACUGCCCAGCUCCUGCGGAGUCGAAUCGAGUCGACAACCAGGCCUUGGAAGGAAGAGGAGAACCCUGGACUUGGCACCACCAACGACAUCUUGCACUCUUCAUCACCACGACAUACUCGAGAUCAACAAUAGCACCUUCAGGACAAAGAUACAGAGCCCUACACCAAAUCUGAAAAAGAUAUCCACUAGCACAGGCGAGAUCGGCAGUCAGCGCGGAAAUUCGGCGCAUUUAGUACAGUAAACGCUGCUGCACUUUGAUGCGCUCUUCAAAAGUGCGGAUCGCAUCACAUCCGCGCAUCCCACAACCCGGCCGAGACAAAAGGCCAAUCAAGACUCUGUCGCAUCAGAUCCCAAAUGUGAUUGUCCUGACUUGCUCGAUUUAGGCGAAAUCGCUUUUCUCGAAACAAUACGGUAGCGUCCACUGCAACAGCGCGCCAGCAGCCUCAUCUCGCCACUCUGAGCCUGAGCCUGUGCCAGCGUUUUGGUCCACGCUCCCCAAUACCAUUCCCACACCCUCACGUUUCUACGACUUCCGGCUGCCGCUCCACUCUCUCAUCUGAAUCCUCCUCAAAGCUCGGUUCAACGUGGGCCCUUUUGAAACGGCUGACGUCGCUUUGCUCUGGUCUGGCUGCUCUGGUUUGGUCACCGUUUCCCUGACCUUACCAUCGAUCCUAGUCACCCCGAGCAAAAGAGCCGCCGCAUUUCCAUUCCUCUUCCAUACCCCAUCGAAGCUGGACGGAGGCACGCCUGGUUUGGGCCCUACCGGCAUCUCGUUGAACCCCGUCUUCCACCUCGACUCACACCCCCCUUCGAUCCACGAUUCUCUCCUCAAACUUACGAACCCCUGCGUGCGACCUUCUUCCACGACAGAUGCUUCUCUUCGUGGAUCCAUGCUGACUGUUCUGAUCCUCUCACCUACGACUUCUGUUGGCUCGCUCCAGUUUCUUCUUCCAAACCUCUCCACACAACCUCAGCGGGUCGGAAUGAUCAACCUCCUCAGUUUACCGUCCUCUAUGGAGACUCCUAUGGCCAAUGCUCGUUGAGGUUCACGCCCCCAGACGACAGAGUCACCCUGUGAGCCUUUCCGUUCCGUAUCGGCCGGUCGUGGGGCCCUCUCCGACUUCAUAUAAGUCCCAUCUCCCUCCAAUGGACCUACGCAGGGCCACGGCCGAGGACGAUGUAUCAUCCACGACCGCUCCUACGUCGCCGCCCCUCAGGCGGCGUGUAUCGAUGGAGGAGGACCUCUACUACCAGCGUGUCAUGACAAGUCCGCGCCGACCCUCCCAGCCGCCUCCGUACCAGCCAGAGCGAGAUCCGCCGCCGACAACGUCGAAUAUCUCCCAUGAUGGGGAUCGUUUGGAGAAGGGGAACGAGCUCACGACUGGUGGGGGCGGCGAAACUCAGCUUCAUCCAGAUACAGGAAAAGAAAACCUACCCGACUAUAAGAACUCAAUAUUACUGGAGGGUGUAUUUGACAAGAAACACGAAAUCGAAAACUUGAUAAAGAGGGCCGAGGAUCGCCAAUGGUAUCCCGUUCACGUCUGUUUGAAUGGAACAGCGCUUAGCAUAUAUGGAACCAAGAAAGCAUGGAGUUGGGGUAGAACACGCAGUGACGGGCCAUCGGUCGACCCAGAUAACCCUCCGUGGGUGAAGAGGGGCAAGCUCGAGAAGACAUAUAGCCUCUUGUAUGCGGAUGUCGGUAUUGCCGCUGACUAUACGAAGAGGCGAUAUACCAUCCGUAUUCGAGCAGAGACAGACCAGUUUCUCCUAUGCUGUAUCGAGCUGAGUACAUUCAACAAAUGGCUCGAAGGUCUGUUCGCAGCUAUCGAUAUUGCUCUGCCUCUGGAAGACCGAGAUUUCCCGCGUGAUAUGUCUAUUCCCCGAAUACAACGAAUCCGUUGGUUCCAUGGCCAAACGCCAACGGCUACAGCUAUUGACUUGUCAGAACUGGGCAUUGAAGGAGGAUCUGAAGAAGUCUCUGCGACAACAAAUGAGGCUCGUCCAUCAGCGCCACCCUUGCGACUAGCUCCAGAAUCUCAAACCAGGCUAGAACCUGAAAUUGAGGUUGAAGGAGAUGAAGAAGUGGUUGAACCCCCUCCGCGAAUAGACCUUGCCCGUCGUCUCAGCACAACGUCAUACAACAAUAUGGGUAUUGACCCUGUCGAUGGAAAAUGGAUACCAGAACAUCAGUGGUCGAGUGCCCAUGACUUGCUGUAUGCCAAGCUCUGUUACAGCAACCUACUCUUUAGAAGUCCCCGCAAAACACCAUACAUCAUCAGCAAGGGCAAGAAGUUCUAUGUUGAUUGGACGACAGGCCGAAUGGUCAGGGUCCUCCCGCCUGCCUAUGGUGAGAUCGACUACUUUGGGGCUUGGCAAACGGUUCAUACCGAAAAUAGACUUAUCUGAGUUCUUGGCCAAACGGACACACCCUCCCUCCUGCCAGCACUAUAUCACCUAUGAUCUAUCUCAUCAUUACUACAUACACAUACUCACUAGAGUCGACAACUAUUCUCUUUCGACAGACACCACCGCGACCAGUCAUAUCCCCUUCAAGAUGACACACAUUUAACCUAUCAUGGGUUCAUUCUACGACACAUACAACUAGAUCAUCUAUCAUAUUUUGUCACAUACGGAGCUAGAUAUUCUUCUCCUCAUCUCUUACUUUCUUAGCAGUACAUAUUUUCUCUGCAUAUCUGGCGCAUGGAAGGCUGCGGAUGCAUCAGCCGAUGAUGACAGGGGCUUACGAUCAUGGAACGGAGUUUGCAUUUCAUUUAUUGUUUGCUUAGAUCCUCGUGCUUUCUACAUUUGAGGACGCUACACGGCAUGGGUUGUGAUGAGUCGCGCCCUCGGCCAUUUGGUUUUCAGCAUGAGUGGCCAUGGCUGCUUUUCCAUAUCAGCAAUUCAUACACGUUUGCAUGGAUUGCGAUGCCUGUACAUAGAAGACAUUGAAAGAAACAUUUUGAAAGAUGUCAUUGCAACUAAGUGCUUGAUUAACUGUGAACGUUGCUUCGUAAAUGCUGUUAUACAAGACAAAACAUUGGUAUAAUAAC
This is a messenger RNA of Fusarium odoratissimum NRRL 54006, 3234 nucleotides long. RefSeq lists its product as uncharacterized. Lineage: Eukaryota; Fungi; Ascomycota; Sordariomycetes; Hypocreales; Nectriaceae. The transcript is spliced from 2 exons. The record is from RefSeq and is a predicted model, not a curated record. Bases 1217 to 2590 code for a protein of 457 amino acids.